AUGACCGGAUUAACCAAAGAACAACUCAGUAAAUUUAAUGAUGAAGGUAUGUUAUGUAUUCCGAAAUUUUUAAACUCAGAUCAAGUAGGUGAAUUAUUAAAAAGAUCAAAAUUAAUUCUUUCGCAAUGUGAUUUAUCAAGUCACCCGAAAACAACAUUUAAAACAUCAGAUAAUGAUCAUAUAGGAGAUAAGUAUUUCUUUGAGAGUAGUGACAAAAUAUCAUAUUUUUUUGACACAGAUGCAUUUGACGAAAAUAAUAAUUUGAAAUAUAGUUUAAAUAUAUCAAUUAAUAAAAUAGGUCAUGGAUUACAUAUAAAAGAUGAAAUAUUCAAGAAAUAUACGUUGAAUGAAGAUAUUAAAGAUAUUGUAAAAGAUUUAAAUUUCAAACAACCAAAAGUUUUACAAUCUAUGUGUAUUUUUAAACAACCAAAAAAGAAUAAAGAAGAUAAGGAAGUUAGACAAAAUGCAGUACCUCCUCAUACAGAUGGUACUUUUUUAUUCACAGAACCACAAUCUGCGAUUGGAUUUUGGAUUGCUUUGGAAGAUUGUACUAUUGAGAAUGGAUGUUUAAGUUAUAUACCACAAUCACAUAAAUUAGACACAGUAACUAAAAGAUUUGUAAGAGUAGAUGGUUGUGAAAAAGGAUGUACUUUUCAAAAAUUAAAAGAUGAAGAAGUAGAGUAUAAUGAUUCACAAUUUAAGACUGUUGAAUGUAAAGCUGGUUCUUUAAUAUUAAUUCAUAAUUCGGUGUUACAUAAAAGUGAAGAUAAUGUUUCAAAUAAAUCAAGAUAUGCUUAUGCAUUUCAUGUUAUAGAUGGAGAAACGAAAUAUGAUGAAUUAAAUUGGUUACAAGUUCCAUAUACUGGAGGAUCAAAUUUUACACGAUUAUACUAG
Insectozyma verbasci is the source of this 894-nucleotide messenger RNA. NCBI's taxonomy places the organism in Eukaryota, Fungi, Ascomycota, Pichiomycetes, Serinales, Debaryomycetaceae. The record is from the annotation of a GenBank genome assembly.